AUGGCUGAGACCGCCAAGCUCCAGCUGUUUGUCAAGGCGAGCGAGGACAGUGAGAGCGUGGGUCACCGCCCUUCUCGUCAGAGGCCCACGAUCCUGCUUCUCAAGGGCAUGUCCUUCACACUCGCCCCCGCGGACCCCCGCAGGUCCCCAGAUGUGCUGAAGGACUUUGCCCCGGGUUCGAAGCUGCCCAUCCUGCUCUAUGACGGCGGCGCCAAAACGGACACGCUGCAGAUUGAGGAGUUUCUGGAGGAGACGCUGGGCCCCCCGAGUGACGGCCGGGUGCGAUUCCCCAGCCUAGCGCCCAGAUACAGGGAGUCCACCGCGGCGGGCAAUGACGUCUUUCACAGAUUCUCAGCCUUCAUCAAGAACCCGGUGCCCGCGCUGAACGAUGCCCUGUAGCAGCAUCUGCUGCGCGCCCUCGCCAAGCCGGACAGCUACCUGCGCGCGCCCCUGGAGCGCGAGCUGGCGCGGGAGCCGCAGCUGCGCGAGUGACGCCGCCGCUGUGUGGACGGCGACCAGCUCACGCUGGCUGAUUGCGGGCUGCUGCCCACGCUGCACGUCGUGAACACGGUGUGCGCGCACUUCCGCCAGGCGCCCAUCCCUGCUGAGCUGCGCUGCGUCCGCCUCUAACUGGACAACGCCCUGCAGGAGAAAAAACAAAACUACACGUGUCCACACAGCGCCGAGAUCCUGGCGGCCUAG
This is a messenger RNA of Mesoplodon densirostris (Blainville's beaked whale), 702 nucleotides long. RefSeq names its product chloride intracellular channel 3 (gene CLIC3). Lineage: Eukaryota; Metazoa; Chordata; Mammalia; Artiodactyla; Ziphiidae. The record is from RefSeq and is a predicted model, not a curated record.